Molecule: messenger RNA, 2093 nt
Organism: Melanotaenia boesemani (Boeseman's rainbowfish)
Lineage: Eukaryota; Metazoa; Chordata; Actinopteri; Atheriniformes; Melanotaeniidae
Exons: 5
Coding region: 461-1192 (243 amino acids)
Source: RefSeq, a predicted model, not a curated record
UUUAUUCUGGACCGGUGGUGUCACCGUUUUCAGUUUCUCUAGAUUUUGUGCGUACACUUGGGUCAGAGUUUCCAUGAAGGUAGAAACAUUUUCCCGUCAAGUUUGGUUUUCAUAAAUACCGAAAGUUGGCAAUAAUUGCUGUUCGCUGGUUUUUGUACCUACACCAUCUUUAUAAAUGAGGUAGUGGGUGAUGCAGGAGGAUGAAGAUUAGUUGUGUUUCUCUGAAACUUUAAUGGUGUCAGACAUGGAGGCACAUCUUUAUUAUUAUUUUGUGUUUUCAUUCAUCUGUUUGUUGUUCUGUUUGUACUUUUUCCUCAUGUUUCUCCUCUGUGUCGGUUUGUACACGGUCUCUAACUCAGGACCAUUUAUGGGCUUUUAGCUGCAACUUCACCUGCAUUUUACCUGAUCUUUAUCUACACGAGGAAACAGUAAACUGGGAGCAUGGCUGCUUAUUUACUGGAUGAAGAUGAUCUGCUGGUUUUUAAUCUCAGUUCUGGCCUCCAGCAGCUCCUGUAAAAUCCCCAACCCUCCUCCUACAGCAGGACAGACAAACAUCACAGCUGAACCUGGACAUGACGUCUCUCUGCCAUGUAGAGCUGGACAUGAUGGAGACAUCAUAUCUGUACACUGGAUCAGACCUGAUCUGGAUCCAGAAUAUGUUCUUUUGUAUAGAAAUGGACGUUUUAAUCUCUUCCACCAGCAUCCAUCUUUCCAGAACCGGGUGGAUAUUCAGGACAGACAGAUGAAGGAUGGAGACGUGUCUCUGAUUCUAAAGAAUCUGACAAUUAAUGAUACAGGAACAUAUGAAUGUAGAGUCUUACAGAAAGGAACAAACACCGUGUUCACAAAGUCCAUCAUCCAUCUGGAAGUUUCUCCUCCAGGUACAACACAGGAUGGAGGAGACAAGGAUGGAGGAGACAAGGAUGGAGGAGACAACGAUGGAGGAGACAAGGAUGGAGGACACAACGAUGGAGGAGACAAGGAUGGAGGACACAACGAUGGAGGAGACAAGGAUGGAGAAGGCAAGGAUGGAGAUGAUGAGGAUGUUAAGUGGAUGUGGAUAAAUGGAUUUAGUCUCCUCUGCAUCAGAAGGGAUUUUAACUCUUCCUCUUCGUUCCAACCAGAUCCAGUUACAUGUAAAACCAGUAACAUAAAGGUUUGUUACCUGCUGCAUGUUUUACCAUCAAGCUGAUCAGAAGCUGCUGUUUGUGUUUGUACAACGACCACUUUACAACUGGACCGUGUAGGUGAGGGUUUUCUCUCUGGUGUCCUCUGGUUGGGGAGGACCAUAAGACCAGAACGAAUGUGUUCUGGCUGAGUCCUGUCCUCCCAUAAAGCCAAAGUUACAUUAACAACAUGCAGCCCUACUUUCUUCUUAAAACAGGGACGACGUGUGGACAUCAAUCACAUGGCUAAUAAAGCUAACCUUGAACCUUGAACUUUGAUGGCUCAAAAUGUUCAAAGCUUCUUUGAGGGGCUCCGUUGGGGGUCCCAGUCCCCAGGUUGGGAACCACUGCUCUGCACUUUGUGUUUUGUGACUGUGUGACUUUGUGAAGUGAGAGCAGUGAAUCUCACACAAUGAAUCUCUGUGUUGAGGUGGAUCAGUGAUCCUGCAGAGUCCUGUCCUCCCUGUGAUGGAGGGAGAUGACCUCACUCUGAGCUGUCAAUCAAAGCCUCCCUCCAACCUCCCAGCUGCUUUCUAUAAAGAUGGCUCCCUCAUCAGGACUGAGUCUACAGGUCACAUGACCCUCCACCAUGUUACCAGGUCUGAUGAAGGUCUCUACAGGUGUAGCAUCAGCAGUCAUGGAGAGUCUCCACCCAGCUGGAUCUCCAUACACACACCUUUCUCACAACACACAGCCUUUAUACCCCAGAUAGACCUAAACUGGCUCACACAGACCGUUUCCAUGCCAACUCACCCCACUCCACACCUAAUUAUUAUGUCCCCAUAUGUAAAUGUAUGUACGGCCCACGUUUUCAUAUUUAUUGUUCUUAAUGACUUUUUUCUUUGCUGAUUUAGUGUAAAGCUGCUUGUGUGUCUUUAAUCACCUCUCAGGACAUUAGAGUAAAUAAUCUUCAUGUGUUUCAUGCUG